CGCUGUAAAGUGUGAUAAGCAAAUGGACACAAAUGAAAACACUUGCUCUACUAUAUAAGGAAGACCUGCCAUUGACGACUUGACAAGCCRGCAAAGAUGGCCAACAACAGCCCGGUUAAUGURACAAAUUCCACGCUAACAGUUCCACCUCAGGUCUUUGAAUCUCACRGCCUUCGAUGCUUUCGUCUUGUGUUCUACGKUGUCGUUGCUUUGGCUUCUCUACUGGGAAACRCAGUCGUUAUUAGAUCAAUAAUGGUUAUUCCAUACCGCAAGCCCAUGACGUACCACAUGGUGUCGAGUUUAGCAGUGGCUGAGCUUGUAGGGACUAUACUACUUCCUUUUAUUCAGAUUUACGACGAGCUGAAUACCUGGCCAUUUGGUGAACUCAUGUGCCAGCUCGUUAGUCCAGGCCAGAUUACAUCCGUUUUGGUUGUCACUUGGACGUUAGCUAUCAUCUCAGUGCAUCGGUACCGAACUCUUGUCCAACAGAGCCAUGUGGUAUACUUGAAGAAUACAUCAUUUUUCAUCGCCAUGAUGUGGACAUGCGCAGUGAUUAUUACCUUCCCAUCAUUCCUGUAUUCCAAACUGGUCAAAUCCCCCUAUGAUCGUCAUAGUUACUGGUGCGUGGUGCUAUUCCCGGGAGAAACCCUGUCGUCCUUCCCUUCGCCGGUAUACAAGAGAUACCUGAUGGUACGUUUUAUCAUCAACUUCCUUGUCCCCAUGCUGAUAAUGGUCCUUGCAUAUGGWGCUAUUGGAAUUAAGCUCAGGUACCACUUGUCAACUAUUAGAUCCAAAGACGGCUCAAUGUCCCUUGAUCUCUCUGCUGCACCUGAAACCGCGCAGAUUUCAGCUGCUGAAAACAGUGGAAACAAAGUAGAAGAGAACAUGGCGCAGUCUAACUUAAARCCCGACGAGCGSUCUUCAAGUACCGUUUACGCUGAAGCACAAGUUGCGAUUGUUAUUAUGAAAAGAAGCGAAAGUAAAGACGACGGCACGUUUCAGCAAGACCCAGUCAGCUUAAUWAUGGAACUGGAACARGAUCUGUUGAAGAUGAUYUACAUGAUUGUGACUGUAUUCGUUCUGUUCUACAUACCAUACCAAGUGUACUUCUUCCUGGAGUAUUUUGAAGUGAUUUCGCAUGGGAAAUGGGAGUUUCUUCACAUAACAAGAAAGUACAUUUUCCUCAUCACCUGYCUUCCAAGCGCCCUUCACCCACUCUGCUAUGGAACAAUGAGCAAGUUUUACGCAAAAAUAUUUCGUGGGAUUAUUCUUUGUAAAGGGACCAAUCAUUUCAGCAGAUAAAAGCCUUGUGUACCUUGAGUAUAAAGAGAUCGCUACCAAGAGGUUAUAGUAUCGCCAUUUGUGGUGGGAAAAAUAAAAACGAACCGUACAUUUACAACCAAAGAAAUUGCCUUUUCCUACUCAUUUAUUAUCUAUUUACAGCAAUGAAAACUACUAACUCAAACAUUUAUAACUCAAAAGCRUGUAUUAAAAAGGACAUAAUA
Messenger RNA from Exaiptasia diaphana, 1505 nucleotides. RefSeq names its product cholecystokinin receptor-like. The record is from RefSeq and is a predicted model, not a curated record. Gene Ontology annotation, cellular component: membrane. NCBI's taxonomy places the organism in Eukaryota, Metazoa, Cnidaria, Anthozoa, Actiniaria, Aiptasiidae. The coding region runs from base 97 to 1302 and encodes 401 amino acids. The transcript has 2 exons. Gene Ontology annotation, molecular function: G protein-coupled receptor activity. Gene Ontology annotation, biological process: G protein-coupled receptor signaling pathway.